Molecule: messenger RNA, 2202 nt
Organism: Epinephelus moara (kelp grouper)
Lineage: Eukaryota; Metazoa; Chordata; Actinopteri; Perciformes; Serranidae
Product: heterogeneous nuclear ribonucleoprotein L-like
Exons: 14
Coding region: 54-1646 (530 amino acids)
Biological process (GO): regulation of RNA splicing; mRNA processing
Cellular component (GO): nucleus
Molecular function (GO): mRNA binding
Source: RefSeq, a predicted model, not a curated record
UCCGUCCAUUUCAGUUCAUCGUCACUACCACCAUCCUUUUUAACCGGGACAACAUGGCUGCUACAGCGAGCCGUUACUACAGCGAAGACGGCAGGGCAACGAAACGACAGAAAACCGACGGAAUGGCCACGGGAUACGAAGAUCCUCACAAGACCCUUCCGUCUGUGGUGGUGCACGUCCGGGGGCUGGUGGAUGGUGUAACAGAGGCUGACCUUGUAGAGGCCUUGCAAGAAUUUGGAGCAAUCAGCUAUGUCGUGGUGAUGCCCAAGAAGCGCCAGGCACUGGUCGAGUACGAAGACAUGAAUGGAUCAUCCACAGCUGUAACCUACGCUGCGGACAACCAGGUUUACAUCGCUGGCCACCCAGCCUUUAUCAACUAUUCCACCAGCCAGAAGAUCUCCAGGCCGGGAGACUCUGAUGACUCCAGAAGUGUUAACAAUGUACUUCUGCUCACCAUCAUGAACCCCAUCUACCCCAUCACCACGGAUGUCCUCUACACCAUCUGCAACAACUGUGGGCCUGUCCAGAGAAUCGUCAUCUUCAGGAAGAACGGUGUCCAGGCGAUGGUUGAGUUCGACUCUGUGCAAAGCGCCCAGCGAGCCAAGGCAUCACUCAACGGAGCAGACAUCUACUCUGGCUGCUGUACACUGAAGAUCGAGUACGCCAAGCCCACUCGCCUGAAUGUGUUCAAGAAUGAUCAGGACACCUGGGACUACACGAACCCCAAUCUGGGAGGCCCAGAUGGUGAUGCAGAUGGCAAUGGGAGCAAUGCAGAAGACGUGAACGCCAACCCCAACAAGCGCCAGAGACAGCCUGCUCUGCUGGGCGACCACCCUCCAGAGUAUGGAGGUGGUUACCAUGGCUAUGACGAGAGCUACGGAUCCCCACCCUUUGAGGGUCGCCGCAUGGGUCCACCAAUGAGAGGGCGUGGAGGGAGAAGCUACGGGCCAGGCUACGGACCUCCUCCCCCUCCUCCUGGAGAGUAUGGUGGCCACGCUGAGUCUCCAGUUGUCAUGUUGUACGGAUUGGACCCUGUCAAGAUGAAUGCUGACCGUGUCUUCAAUAUCUUCUGUCUCUAUGGCAAUGUGGAACGGGUGAAGUUCAUGAAGAGUAAGCCUGGGGCAGCCAUGGUGGAAAUGGGAGACUGCUAUGCAGUGGACCGCGCCAUCACUCACCUCAACAACAACUUUCUCUUUGGACAGAGACUGAAUGUCUGUGUGUCUAAGCAGCAAGCCAUUGUACCUGGUCAGUGCUAUGAGCUGGAGGAUGGCUCGAGCAGUUUCAAGGACUUCCACGGUUCUAGGAACAACCGGUUUACAUCACCAGAACAGGCGGCCAAAAACCGCAUCCAACACCCCAGCAACGUGUUGCACUUCUUCAACGCCCAGCCAGACGUCACGCCAGAGGUUUUCUCUCAGAUUUGUGAGGAGAUUGGUGUUAAGUGCCCUGUCAACGUCAAAAUGUUCACAGGAAAGAGUGGUGCAGCUCCCAGUGACCGCAGUGCUUCAGGUCUGCUAGAGUGGGAGUCUAUCAAUGAUGCCAUGGAGGCCCUGGCCAUGAUGAACCACUACCAGAUGAAAAACGCAGCUGGUCCUUACCCGUACACCCUCAAACUGUGCUUCUCCACCGUUCAGCACGCCAACUGAGUGCACCCUUGUAGCCAGAAAGAUGGAGAUUGGUCCACCAUUCCCAUACUUAGAUGUACCUGGAUCAUGACUGCUUGCACCACACCUGGAGAAAAUUGAUUUUCAAAAACACCUCAAAUACUGUGAAAUAAUAAAUUUUCACAAUGUAAUUGAUCCCUAAAGUGCAAACUCCUCAUAUUUGUUAUAUUAAACAGAUUUAACAGAUGCUAAAAGGCAUUUAGAAGUUUUGAUAUUUAUGCCCCAGAUGUGGUUUAUGGAGUAUCAGUACCUGUGUGUCUUCAUAUUAAGUUGUCCUUUUUACUUUUUGUAUUAUGCUUAUUCAGUAACCUGACACGUGAGAAAGUGUAGUUGACAGAAUUGGUUUUAUGCUCAGGAGGUUCAGUGGCAGUGGACAACAUGGUUUUUGUAAGAGUUGUCUUUUGAAACUUUUAUUAUUAUAGCUAACUUUUUUCUUUGUUAUUUUAAUUGCUACCUAUUCAGUUCUGCGUCUCCGUGUCUGAUAUGCAGGUGGAGACUUGUUUUGUUCUAAGAAAAUAAAAAAUCACUUUGAAGUUGA